Rhagoletis zephyria (snowberry fruit fly) is the source of this 3860-nucleotide messenger RNA. RefSeq names its product zinc finger protein jim (gene jim). Gene Ontology annotation, cellular component: nucleus. The record is from RefSeq and is a predicted model, not a curated record. Lineage: Eukaryota; Metazoa; Arthropoda; Insecta; Diptera; Tephritidae. Gene Ontology annotation, biological process: regulation of gene expression.
UGCGUAAUCUAAAUAAAAAAUAAAAAAUAAAAUUAUAAAAUACCAAAAUUAAAAAUAUCCAAAAAUAAACUAUAACGUAAAGCAAAACUAAAUUGAAAUAAGUAGCAGUGGAGUUUUAAGAGAAGUCGUGUGCAAAAUGUUUACCACUACGACGGUCUAAACUUCGGACAGCAUAUUUUAGCAACAAAAACUAAUCAAUAUCAGAAAAAACAAAUUCAAAAACGCGACAAAAGUUUCGAAAGGAUUCAAAAUCAGCCCAAACAGAUAAUCUAAAUAAAAACAGCACAUUCUAUCUUCGGCAUCACAAAUAUCAGAUCAAUAUCUGGAACACCACAGAAGAUAACGGAAUAAAGCAGACACCUUCUUUAAUUGUGACACAGUUUAGUCAUAGAAGGUCCACAACUACGAACAGGUCGACUGUCUGAUAUUCCAAAAACAUCAAAAAAUUUGCGAAAAUAUAUAUGCAAAAGAGAAGGUUUUAACUUCAGAUAUAAAAAUCCAGUUCUGGAUGGAAUGUACAGAUUUUUAGCAAAAACUAAAUAAAUCAAAUUAUAAACAGCAUAAAACGAAGAGAAUAAUUAAUAUAACCAUCAACUAAAAUUCAACGUUUAAGAAGAAAGGAAAUAAACCGCGAUAAUAAAAAAAAAUUGGUGUCAAAGCAAAACAUGAGAAACCCCUUGAAAACAGCAACAACAAAGACAGUCUUUAAGCACACAAAUCUAAAGAAUUGAAAGGUAAAGUGCUUCAACAUAAGAAGAACAUAAUGAGCACAUUAAAGGCAAAAUAUACGCCAACGGAGAAUAUAAUUUAAAUGAAGCUAAAAAUAGCAGUCCAAGUUCAAUAGAAAAGAAGAAGUCUAAAGCGAAAGCAUAUUGAAUGAAAAACAGCCAAAAUGAGCUUGCAAAAGCAAUAAAAAUUUAUAUUUGAUUUACAAGCUUGAAAACUACAUCGCGCAACUUUGCGCGAUCUCUUAACAUAUUUCAGCAUAACCUCAGCUAAACAAAAAGCAUUCAAAGUGAGGUUCAAUAACAAGCAACAACCACAAAACACUCCCUACUCGCACACCUCUCCCUCCAGCGACAUGGCGAUCAAUUUCUCCGCAUCAUUUGCGGCUUGCAUCGCCGCUGGACUGAAGGUGCCGCGUCAAAUAAUGUACUGCAUCACGCAGGACACUGGCCAGCCAUAUGUGCUGUAUAAGGACUCACAAGAUGGCGAGCGCAAUCCGGCUGCGAUUGCUGGUUCGGCCGCGCAAUGGGGCAGUGAAAUGUAUCCAGGUAUACAGCAACAGGCGCAGCAACAUUUGCAGGCGCAACAGCAACAGAAUGGACAAAAUCCGGCAGCGCAGAUAGCGAGCGCCGCGCAAGCAGCUGCCGCGGCGGUAGCGCAGCAUCAACAACAGCAGCAGCAGCAACAGCAGCAACAACAACAGGGUCAACAGCCACAUAGCCCGACCGGCGAUGUACGUGAAAAUGGCGGCGAUGGCGGUGGUGGUGUUGGACGGCAGCAGGGUUCGCCAUCCACAAGUCCGUAUCCGCCGCAGCAGCGCGUUAAUGGCGGUGGCCCACCCGAUGAUGAUGUCACCAUGAGCCAGGUCGCCAACCUGCAGGCCAGCCAACAACAGAACUCGGCGCCCAAUCCAAACCAAAGCAACAAUGAUCCGCAACAACACCAGUCGUCGGGUGGCGAUGCCGGCGCGGGGAACCCACAGCAACAACAUGUACAGAACGGUGGUCCGUCGCAACCGGGCCAGGGCAGCGAUAACUUCCAAGCGCCGCAGGGCGGUGAACUCGGCGGCUACUAUGCGCCACGCCAUCCCGCGCCACAGGGCGCUAUGCUGCCACCACCCGGCUUCCCUGCACUACACUAUCUCAAUAAACCAGUGCUGCCCGGCAUGGCAGGCGCCAUGGAACAGAACGGUGGUCUGGAGGCAUACGCUAUGCCCGAACUAUUGCCAGGCGCUGGCGGUGGUGGUGGGCCACAGGGUAACAAUGGGCAACAGAAUGGUGGCAAUGCACAUAACAGUGGUGCCAAUGGCAAUGGUGGCGCGGAAGGCGCGGCUGGUGCCAACGGGAGCGCAGGCAAUGGCAACGUUACCGCAACUGGCGCUGGUGGUACUGGUACGGGCACAGGUACCGGCACAGGCAGUGGUCGUGGUCGUCAUCCCAAUCCCAAUAAACCGCCAAAACCACACAGCGACUUACGUCUAUUCAAGUGUUUGACCUGCGGCAAGGAUUUCAAACAGAAGAGUACGCUACUUCAACAUGAUCGCAUCCAUACCGACGCUCGUCCAUAUCCAUGCUCGGAGUGUGGCAAACGAUUCCGACAGCAAUCGCAUCUAACACAACAUCUACGCAUACACGCCAAUGAGAAACCGUUCACAUGCGGCUAUUGUUCGCGCAGCUUCCGUCAGCGGGCGAUACUCAACCAACAUAUACGCAUCCAUUCGGGUGAGAAGCCCUACGCAUGCCCAGAGUGCGGCAAGCACUUUCGCCAGAAGGCCAUCCUCAAUCAACAUGUGCGCACCCACCAAGAUGUCUCACCGAAUCUUAUCUUCAAGAAUGGUCCACAUCCGACUCUUUGGCCACAGGAUGUUCCAUAUCCGGGUGAUGAGACUGACACAAAGAAUGAUAUAGCCAGCGGGAGCGGUUAUCAUGACGAGGAUUCACAGGGUACGCCUGACGGCAGCGGCGGUAUACAUUAUCCGUCAUAUUUUAAGGACAACAAAGGUAAUAAAAACUGGCAAAAGAUCUUGCCGGAUGUGCUGCAGCAUAUCGGUGUACGGCCAGCCAAUAUGCCACUCUACGUACGUUGUCCCAUCUGUGACAAGGAGUUCAAGCAGAAGACAACGCUUUUACAACACGGUUGCAUACACAUCGAGUCUCGUCCGUAUCCUUGUCCAGAAUGCGGUAAACGUUUCCGUCAACAAUCGCACCUAACGCAACACUUGCGAAUACAUACGAAUGAGAAACCGUUCGGUUGUUUGUAUUGUCCGCGGUUCUUCCGACAACGCACCAUAUUGAAUCAGCAUAUUCGUAUUCACACCGGCGAGAAGCCAUACAAAUGCGCGCAAUGUGGCAAAGACUUCCGACAGAAGGCCAUACUGGAUCAGCAUACACGCACGCACCAGGUAGGCGAUCGACCUUUCUGCUGCCCGAUGCCGAAUUGUCGACGUCGCUUUGCCACCGAAAACGAGGUGACCAAACACAUCGACAACCACAUGAAUCCGAAUACAACAAAGGCGCGUCGCCAAGCCAACGCGAACAAUCCGAACGCCGCUAAUGUCAACAAUCCGAAUGCCAACAGUCAUGCCGCCGCUGCAGCGGCAUCAGCUGCCGCAGCUGCAGCCGCCGCCAAUCAUCUGAUGAACGAAACUAAGAAUGCGGCACAAUUCCUCAAUAACAAUAAUCCAGCUACAGCUGGCGGCGACAAUAAAGCGAAUAUAUUACCACGCGCCAUGGCGGCUGUGCAAAAUGCGGCUGUACAACAGUCCGUGGUCAAGAAUGAGCUGUACUUCCCGCAGUGCUAUGGACCACCGUUCCAGCAGGCGUUCCAAACGCAGGGACAGCCCACCGCGGCGCAUAGUGGAGGAUCGUCCUCACAGCCGCCAGUAAAUGUGACGGUGCCGAAUUCGGUGGCGCCUGGUGUAGUAGUGCAACAAAACGCGCCCACAUCGGUGGUGGCCCAGUGACAUCCCACCACCACGACAGCAGCCGCAGCCGCAGCGGCAGCAGUGGCGGCAGCAGCGGCAGCUAAUAAUUUAGCAGCGCAGCAGGGUAGUGGUGGCGUCGGCGGCGGCGCAGGAGGUGGUGGAGUAGUGGUGCCAGCUUCGGCAAGUGCAACAAACAAUACCGCUGCGGCGC